UCUGCUUCAUGGCAUGUGGGAGUUGGGGGUAGCUAUACAGCAGAUGGAAAAUCAUAGGGGGGCUUGUGAGGUCUGUAGGACAACAAUAGGACAGCUGAGAAAAGCUCCAGCUGCUGUUUACAAAAAUGAGACCAACUAACAGACAGCAGAUGUGCUGUUGUUGUGGAAAUAGAGCACAUGGUGUUUUGAUUAACAUUUUAAGUUCAAAUAUGGUCAAUUCAGUUCAUUUAUAUAGCGCCAAUUCACAACAAAUGUUGUUUCAAGGCAGCUUAAAAACAUCCAAUGUAUACACAUAAAUAUAUUGUCAUUUCAGUUCAAUCAUAUAGACAGAUUCAAAGUCAAUUAGAAACAAAUUAUGCAGUUACAUAUUCAGCUGGGGGAUUAGGUUUUUUACUUAUAAGCCAUGUUAAAUUAAUAGUCAAAAACACAAUUUAAAAACAAUCAAAUUAAGUGAUGCUGUUGAAAGAAAGAAAGAAAGAAAGAAAGAAAGAAAGUUUGUGAUGUCACUGGCGGAGCUUCACUCUCUCCCUCUGCGUCUGUUGCUGUUCAGUCUGACUCGAGGCUAACAGCUAACAGGAACCGAGAAGGUGCUGUUGGACCGAUAACCAGAGCAACGGUAGCUCUGCUGGCCUCCACCCCGGUUCUGUUAACUCUUAUUGUGCCGGGCUAUCUGGUCCGCUCUAGGUUUCAGGUUCUGGUUGCUGUGGCGGUGGACGGGCUGGAUGGCCCUGUAGCUCCGCUAGCAUGCUGCGGCUAAUGGGCCAGUUUCUCCACCGUCAGGCUGAUCAGCAGGAAUCCGUCUGUUAGCUCUUUUUUCGCAGGGAUCUAUUUGUGUCGGAGCUUUAUGUAAACCUCUGAGCGCCGCUCUGUGUCGGUGCUGCAGUUAGAUAACCGUAUUUUAUACCAAUAUGUGUCGGUUUGUUGAAACAGCGGAGCUUGUUCCUGUUAUCAAUCCUUUUCACAUCGGUCGAUUUUCUGCCAACAGCUAGAAGUACCGUAGCGCUGCUAGCGGAGGCUAACGGGCUCAGAUGUCUUUGUGUCCCGCAGCAAACUGCUUCAUGAUGUGAGCGCAGUUAGCUGGCGGGGAAGAGUGGCUUUUAAUGGAGAUUUUAUUCUGCUAAACGGACAGAGAAGCCAGAAUCUGGGGUCAGUUUUUAUUGUGGUCAACUGACAUGCAGCGCUCACUUCAGUGACCUUGGUAUCAUCAUCCACCUCAGAUCGAUCAAAAAUAAGCCCAGCAGCCGGUUCCGAUACCAGGUUCACAAUGGCCCUCAGUUCAGACUGCAGGCAGAGGGUCGUCUACCUGCUGCUCCUGUCAGGAUGCAUUGCUUCUUCUCAGAGGAAUGACAACGUCUAUGUGUCUGGAUUUUCUAAUGCCUGCGGUGAUGUAGCGGAGCUCCUGCGGGCAUCCAGCGGCAUCAUCACCAGCCCCGGCUGGCCCUUUCAGUACCCAGCCAGACUGAACUGCAGCUGGAACAUCAGGGCACGACCUGGAGACUCCAUCACCAUCAGUUUCCAAGAUUUUGACCUGCAAGGUUCCCAUCGCUGUGCUUCAGACUGGAUGUCCAUCAGCAGCUACAGAAGCCUGGAUGGUCUACGUGUUUGUGGUUCCUCCCUGCCACCCCCGUACAUCUCAUCCCAGGACCAUGUUUGGAUCCACUUCCACUCUGACGACAGCCUGACAGGGAAAGGUUUCAGACUGUCUUACAUCACGGGUAAACCAGAGGCAGGAAGCUGUGAUGUGGACCAGUUCCACUGCUCUAAUGGGAAGUGCAUCCCAGACUGGUGGCGCUGUAACUCCAUGGAUGAGUGUGGCGACAAUUCGGAUGAAGAGCUGUGUGUAGAUUCACCAUUUUCCUUCCAGCCUUGCAACCUGAACCAGUUCCCCUGCCUGUCCCGGUACACCCGGAUCUACACCUGCCUGCCCCACAGCCUGCGCUGCGACGGCAGCAUCGAUUGCCAGGACCUCGGUGAUGAGAUCGACUGUGAUGUUCCUACUUGUGGAGAGUGGUUGAGGAACUUCUAUGGUUCCUUCAGCUCUCCAAACUACCCUGACUUUUACCCUCCAGGAAGUAACUGUACGUGGCUGAUUGACACCGGAGACCACCGGAAGGUUAUCCUCAGGUUUACUGACUUUAAACUGGACGGGACGGGUUACGGUGAUUAUGUUAAAGUCUACGACGGUUUGGAGGAGAACCCUCGGCGCCUCCUCAGGGUGUUGACUGCUUUUGAUUCCAGAGCACCAGUAGCUGUGGCUUCAUCAUCUGGUCAGCUCAGAGUCCACUUCUAUGCUGACAAGAUCAAUGCUGCCAGAGGCUUCAACGUCACUUAUCAGGUGGAUGGGUUCUGCCUGCCUUGGGAGGUUCCCUGUGGAGGGAACUGGGGAUGCUACACUGAGCAGCAGCGCUGUGAUGGGUACUGGCACUGUCCAAACGGUCGGGACGAGCUGAACUGUUCUUCCUGUCAGGAGGAUGAGUUCCCCUGUUCCAGGAACGGAGCCUGCUACCCUCGGUCAGACCGCUGCAACUAUCAGAACCGGUGUCCCAACGGGUCGGACGAAAAAAACUGCUUCUUCUGCCAGCCUGGGAACUUCCACUGCAAGAAUAACCGCUGUGUGUUUGAGUCGUGGGUUUGCGACGCGCAGGACGACUGCGGUGACGGCAGCGACGAGGAGAGCUGCCCCAUCAUCGUUCCCACCAGAGUCAUCACAGCAGCCGUCAUCGGCAGCCUGAUCUGCGGCCUCCUGUUGGUCAUCGCCCUCGGCUGCACCUGCAAACUCUACUCACUGCGCAUGUUUGAACGCAGGUCGUUUGAGACCCAGCUCUCCAGGGUGGAGGCAGAGCUGCUGAGGAGGGAGGCCCCGCCCUCUUACGGACAGCUGAUUGCACAGGGUCUGAUCCCACCAGUUGAGGAUUUUCCUGUGUGUUCUGGCAACCAGGCGUCGGUCCUGGAGAACCUCCGCCUGGCUGUGCGCUCUCAGCUUGGCUUCACCUCCAUCAGACUUCCCUCCUCUGGCCGUCAUCGCAACCUGUGGCGUAGACUCUUCACCUUCUCAAGAUCUCGUCGUUCUGGUUCUCUGGCUCUAGUUUCUGCUGACUUGGAGGACAGCUCAGGCUCUGGAAGUACCAGGAGUUCUGGCUCAGACCUGCUGUCUCCUGACUCUGAUGACACUGACACAGAAGGAGAGAGAGGGCGGGAGCGAGGAGUGGGUGCUGUGGGUGGGCCUGUUGCCCCGCUGCCCCACAAAACCCCACCCCCUUCUGCUGUAGAGCCUGUUGUAUCCGUAGCGGCAUCAGUAACGUCCACGCCGAGUCGAGAACAAGACCGUGAUCGUCCCAGAGAAACCCCGCCCCCCUCAAGCCCCGUUACCGUGGUGACAUCCAGUUCAGAUCCUGAAUGUCUCAGUGGAGUUUCUGAGCCCCAGCCUCCUUCAUCCACCGCCCUGCAGCGCCUGGCCCAAAACCUGCACCGCCUCGCCAGAAAUCUGACCAGAACUAACCAGAACCAGCCUUGGACCAAUCACAGCCCACUGCGCCAGCUGGAAACAGGAAGAAAUGGUGCUGACACUACUGAGCAACGGGGAAGCAGAGAGGAAGAGGAAGAUGUUGAGCUCCUCAUCCCUGUCUCUGACUCUGACUCAUCCUCCUCCUCUUCAUCGCUUAGUGACAUACGACAGCCUCUACUGGAGCCACACCCAUCCUCUGCUGCUGGUCCCGUCCCCCAUCAUCAUCGUGGAAUGACUGGGCGGGCAGGGCGGGACGGCACCUGUGAACAUUGCGGGAUGGUCCACACAGCUCAGAUCCCCGACGCCUGCCUUGAGGCCACGGGCAAGACGGAGAGCAGCGAUGACGAGCUGCUGCUGCUGUGCUAACAGGCUAACCUGCCAGCUAACAUGCUAGCUUAAACGUUUUAUCUUCUUCUCAUACAUUGGCUAACAUGCUAACUGACCCGCUAACAAGACAACAUGUCAACAUCCACGUAACAUACUAAUACAUCUCUACUGGCUUACAUGCUAACUUCAGGGCUGCCAUUCUUUUACUAUAAAGCUGCAGCAAGCCAAGUCGCUAAACCUUAGACUAACAUGCUAACUCAGAGUAACAAACUAACCCUUCAUUCCUAACAAACAGGCUAAUGCUAUUAAUAUUACCCUGACCCUUACUUCAAAUGGCUAGAUAGCUAACAUGCUAACACAUCACACUGGGCUAGAGCUUCUACUUUCUUUUACAUUCUGUUAGCAUGCUAGCUGGAAUAAAGGUUAGAGAUAAAUGUACCAGUCAGAGACUUGGGUGUGAUGUCUCCGUUUCCUAUUGGUACGACCAAAAAACAAAAAGGUUUGUGGUUUCUCUGCUCUGUUUGUUUACUGCCUGCCAACCUCACAUGUUCAGGUUCUUGGCCAUUUCGUCCCUUCGCCAUUUUUUGUUACCUUUAUACCCGACAUUUUUGGGUAUUGAACAGUGCCGUAUAUCGCUGGACACGAGGAAAUGCGGUUAUAGGACUCCAAUAAAUAAUAUCUACCAGCAAUAGGUCACUUAGAAUUAUUUUGGUUUGACACAAUGUCAUAAUCUGUCGUAUUUCAUAAGAUUCAGUCGAGAUCCCUCAAACCACACAUUCUCCCUUCAUGUUUUUUUAUUCUGGGAGGAAGCCGGAGUACCUGGAGAAAACCCAUGCAUGCAUUGGGAGAACAUGCAAAACUCGAAAAAUAGACUGAUACGCUGUGGUUUUAGCACAUGGGUACGAAAUUUUGUGUUUACAGACGCAACAUGGAAGUAAGGAGAGACUAAAUGUCAUUAGGCGAAGGGGCAAAAUGACAAAAAGGCCACUUGGCAUUUUGUUCCCUCUCGCAGGCAAGUAUUGUGCUUAUUGGUACGACAGUAAAGAGAUCCCUGAAUGAACAGACCAACAGUUCUCUGUAGGCGAGAACAUAACUUUUUGAUAAGGAACCAUCUGACGUUGGGAUUUGUUGGAACUCCUGAUCAAGUGGAAAUGUUUCAGAGGUCCCUCGAAUUUUUAGGCUGCUUGUUGAGUCUGUUUAAGGGAAAGAAGAGAAUAGAUGAGGAUCAUGUGACCAGAGGAGUUUUCCAAAGAGGUCUGCUAGCGGGCUGAUUUUAUUUUAGAUUUUAUUUUUCUGCGGCCAAUAAAACCUCAUCAUGGUUUAGGGAUUGCCAUGAUGAUCUUUCCACUUAUUUCAGUGGCCUGCCAUUAGAUGCAAUCGCUAAAUUUAGAUGUUCAGAAUGUAAAGUCACACCACAGGGUGAUGUGAAAAAACUCCUGGAUGGUCGUCUGGAACAAGAUGAGACUUCUGCCAAAAGGGAUCGAGUCCCUGCUUAUAAAAUAUACAUGUUUACUUCCUGUUACAUUUCUCAUGUUUAUUGUAUUACUGAAUACAAAGCACAAUGUUCUAAACGUCCUCAGGUCAUGUGAUCCUCAUCGUGGAGGUUUUUUUCAUCUUUCAUGCCACUUGUUCUGGCUUUGGGUAUUGUCUGGUCGUCUGGAGUUGUUGGGUUUUACUCAUUCACUUCUAACAGUUUCUAAAACAUUAAUUGAGAACCAAAAAGUCAAAGACCCACCACGACUACAUCUGGAUUAUAAAUGUUUUCAGUUUGUGGCUCCUCUUCUCCCUACUCAGACUGAAGCCAUUCAAGUGUCUGUAUUUCUGAUCCUUGUUACUGUUUUGGUACUCAGCUGAUGUGUGAGUGUGAUUGUGUAUAUUUAUUAUUAAUAUUACUAUGGUUAUUAUUAUUAUUGUGUUGAGUUGUUGUGGAGCUGUUUUUUCUGACUUGCAUGAUCCAAUUUGUUUGUUUUUCUUUGAGUCUGUAAAACUAAAACCUGGUAAACUGCACUAAGGAUUAAAGGUUCACAUCAAGUGAA
Messenger RNA from Girardinichthys multiradiatus, 5868 nucleotides. It is a transcript of the gene lrp12, whose product is annotated as low density lipoprotein receptor-related protein 12. Bases 1265 to 3871 code for a protein of 868 amino acids. The transcript is spliced from 11 exons. Gene Ontology annotation, molecular function: low-density lipoprotein particle receptor activity; protein binding. Gene Ontology annotation, cellular component: plasma membrane. Lineage: Eukaryota; Metazoa; Chordata; Actinopteri; Cyprinodontiformes; Goodeidae. The record is from RefSeq and is a predicted model, not a curated record.